Messenger RNA from Amphibalanus amphitrite, 2781 nucleotides. RefSeq names its product eukaryotic translation initiation factor 4E-like. Gene Ontology annotation, biological process: translational initiation. Lineage: Eukaryota; Metazoa; Arthropoda; Thecostraca; Balanomorpha; Balanidae. The transcript is spliced from 5 exons. Gene Ontology annotation, cellular component: cytoplasm; eukaryotic translation initiation factor 4F complex. The record is from RefSeq and is a predicted model, not a curated record. Bases 376 to 1146 code for a protein of 256 amino acids. Gene Ontology annotation, molecular function: translation initiation factor activity; RNA 7-methylguanosine cap binding.
GACUUCCGUAAAUGGCGAAGCCGGCAGCACGCGGAUAAAACUAAGCUAAGACACCAUCCAACAGCUUUUGGCAUAUCAACACCCUGCUCAUUAAAGUGGCAACCGAAAAGAGCCAAUAACCACGUGCGUUACCCGCCCUCCCCCACUCCAGCCCUGGGCGCGCCCCUGCCACUGACCUCGCCUGGGGGCACGGCCACCGCGCGAUCAGCCGCCUCACGCCAGAAGCGCGCGAGACUUUCCCGCGCGAGGACUGUGUGUCUGAGGUCCCCUUCAACCGACCGGAUUACUAAGCAUCCUUUUCAACAUUUUAGUCGUCAAGCAGGAAAUCUCACUAAAAAUCGCCGUGUCAACAACACGUCAACACGCCGUGUCAACAUGCUGUGCAGACCGGAUCUAACGCGUACGGCGCCUCCUGGAAUGCUGUCACGUGCGUUAGAUAACGCACGUGCGUGGCGAGACGCCCAGCCAUCCAGUCAUGAAGAGCCGGCUGCAUGCGCCUCGAGCAAGUCCAUGCCGCGAUUGCCUCCUCAGGUCCAAGAAGAGAUGACUGAAGAGAAGUUAGCCACCCUCCCUCCGGAGCUGCUCGUCAAACACCCGUUACAGAACCCAUGGACUCUGUGGUACUACGAGAACGACAAGUCCAGGACCUGGGAACAGAACCAGGUGGAAAUCAUCACAGUCAACUCCGUGGAGGACUUCUGGUCGACCUACAACUACAUCGAGACCGCCUCCAACCUCAAGCACGGCACAGACUACUCGCUCUUCAAGCAGGGAGUCAAACCAAUGUGGGAAGACUCGAAGAACAGGAAUGGAGGACGGUGGCUCAUCUCGCUGGAUCGCUCGGACAAGCAGCGGCGGGAGCGACUGCUGGAUGUGUACUGGCUCGAUGUGAUGCUGCUGAUGAUCGGCGAGGGUUUCGGGGACGCCGGUGAGACCGUCUGCGGAGCGGUGGUCAAUAUCCGGAACAAGGGAGACAAGAUCGCCAUCUGGACUGGGGACGCCAAGCGGGCCGAGGAAAUCACCAAAAUCGGUCAGCGACUGAAGGAGGUGCUCAACAUCAACCCCAAGAUCACUAUCGGCUACCAGGCCCACUCCGACACCAUGGUGAAGUCUGGGAGCAUCGCCAAGAACCGCUAUGUCGUCUAACAGCGCCGUACGAGGCUGGGGAGGCGCCGCCGCCACUGGUGAUGAUGCUGCUGCUGAAGUUGCUGAGGUUGAUGAGGAUGUUGAAGUUGGUCAUGCUGAUGCCGUUGAUGCUGAUGCCGUUGAUGCAGUUGAAGCUGUUGAUGCGGGAGCUAGUGAUGCUGAAGUUGGUGAUGAUAAUGAUGCUGCCGGUUGAUGUUUGCGUCUGUCCAGCGCCGGUUGUGGCAGUCUGUUUACUACCUGGUUGAUCAACUGAUAAGCCUGGCGUAAGGCUGGAAAGCCCGACUACGACGACAGCUGAUAACUUUGUGGGUGAUAGAUCGGUCCGUGAUAGACUGCCAGAGCAAGGGAGCCUGUGGCGGGAAGGCAAUCAGUAGCAACAUCAGCAAUAGCAACGGCGACAUCAACAUGAACAGCAUUAGCAUCAACAAGAACUGCCAGCGUGUACGCUUGCUAAAUAUUACUCGCACGUUGUGGGGGUUUUGAAAGCCCUAUUGUGUCUGUGCAUAUCAGGCGUUCGCGGGUUUAAACGUCUCAACCUGGGGCGCUCGUUAGCAUAGACGGAAAACCGGCUGUUUCGUGUCAGAAGCCAUGGCAGAGACUGUCCUUGUUGGGCUUGAGAGCCCUCGAUUAUUACAUUGUGUCAUAUUUGAAAAAAGAGUCCGGGCAGCAAAAAAAGCAUCAACAAGAACAGCAUCAGCAACAACAUGAGCAUCAUCAACUUCAACAGCAGCAGCAGCAGCAGCGGCGGCGGCGGCGGCGGCGACCUCAUUCACCGCUCCACAGCAGUGUAUAGGCUGGGCGGCGCGGUGCCCCCAAAAGGGCUCUACGACGCGGUGCCCAAAGGGUUCUACGCUCGGAGCCCAAAAGGCAAGGUAAUGCAGUGGACCGGUCGCCGCAAAUGCUAAGGACAUUAAUGGGUUGGGAAGACUCGAUGUGACGGAGAGCGACGGUGGCGCCGUGCGGCGGCCGAUCGGCGAAACUGCUGCCUGUGAUAGUGACACGAGGGAGAGUGGUGGAGAAAGGGAGAGUGGUGAGAGGGAGUGGUGGAGAGUGAGGAGAGACAGAGGGAGCGAGUUAGCCGGCGAGAAGCGGCUCGUGUGAGAAAGCUGUGUAACACGCUCGGGCGAAAGUGGUGGCUGUUUCGAAGCCGGAGUAGCGCUUGUAAAGCGAGCGUUUCAUAAAGCAAGGCGUGUGGUGUGGAGUUGUGUUGGCCGCAGGCUAGCCAGCGUAUAAACGAGCGAGGGAAAGAGCUAAAAUCGUGACAAGGGAAAGAGAGAGGAGAGACUAGUGCGGCGUUUGUUGCGUUCUUGAGGCGUUUCGCCUCAAAACACGUGUGCUGUCUUCUCCAAGGUGUGUUCUUUGUGUAACCUGAAGUGAGAGCGCUGUAUAGACGAGAGCGAGAAAGAGGGUGGGAGGGACGGCCGGAGGGGCCCCGAAGAGGGGCUCGGAGGCCGCACUGCCUAGGCCGCCACCUGCCCCCGAAGUGGCGAAGCUAGCCACUUGGGCUCGUAGAACAUCCGCUGUGUAUGUAGCCUAUCAUUAUUGUUGCUGUGUUUAAUAAGUAUGUGAGUGUGUGAGUGAGUUUGAGGUUGUCCAUGUUGGUAAUUCUAAUAGAGAUAUGGUUACUUUGGAUCA